This is a messenger RNA of Podarcis muralis (Common wall lizard), 3994 nucleotides long. Lineage: Eukaryota; Metazoa; Chordata; Lepidosauria; Squamata; Lacertidae. The record is from RefSeq and is a predicted model, not a curated record.
GUGGAGGGAACAGGAUGCUGGACUAGAUGGGCCUUGGCCUGAUGUAGCAGGAUCUUAAUAAGUUCUUACUCUAUAGCUUGUUAAAAGUGAGACAUUUAAAGCAGCCCCAAGGAAUCCUGGGAAUGUUAGCUUACCCUCACAGAGUUACGUUUCCCAGUACUGUUAACAAACUUGAGCUUCCAUGGUUCUUUUUUAGGGUAGGGCACUAAAUGAUGGUGAGAAAGCACUGAAGCUAAGCAAAAGCUUUGUUUUCAGUGAAAUAAUAUCAGCCGCCAUCUGGAGCAGUUAAGCAUCCUAAUAACAAUUUACUUAUGCUGGUGCGCAUAUGAGUACCUUUAAUAGUGGCCAGCUUGCUGCUUGAAGCUUAGAAGUGGCUGCAGAAAGGAAGUAUGGUUCGGUAUAAUCCACACCAUGUGGUAACUAAGCAACAGGGCUUUUCAACAGUGUGUUGACUGACUGCGGCCACAGAGAGGUAACUUUUAUUCUGUUCACUUUGAAAGAGACAGCUUUUAACUGUUACAUUUUACAUUACUGACAAGCAAGAUCUGCUCUCUGUGGGAAUACUUCUAAGGCACAAAAUCCUACUGAGAGAAAUGGCUGAAACCCUGGAACAAGAACCCAUAUAUUUCUUUGACCAGCUCAAAACCAAACGAAAGCAAAAUAUGAAAAUAGAACCAGGAGAACACUUCGUUGAUAUAAAUUUAAUCAGCACAGAUCCAGAUCCUCAUGAUAUUCACAGGAACUCUGGAAGCAUGGAUGAACACAGGGAAAGAAAUUACGCUUUUGUGAAAGACAGUUUAGCAAAGAAAGAACCAGUUUCUACUAAAACAGAUGAUCCUUCUAUAUCCAUAAACAUUUGUGAGAAUCCUCUAGCUCACCUCUCCCAAAUACCUUCAUUUCCACCUACAGAAGAAGACCUACGGUCAACUUCACUGGAAGAACAUAAACGCAUGGCUGCUACCAUAUUAUGCGAGCUGGAAGAAAUGUUGAAGCGUUUUACCAAGUUUAAGUUUAUUUUACCACAAGGGGUUUUUAAUAUAUUGAGCUCCAGUUGGAAAGAUCUCAUUCAAGGUGUCUGGCAAAAUAAAAAAUAUUUGCAGGAAUUAGCAUACAAAAACUUUAAAUCAAGGAGAAGGCAAGCAUCACAGGAGUCCAACAGAUUGCCACCUGCAUUUGAAUAUACUGACUAUGAGACGGCUAAAAAUGUGAAAAGGAAAAGCAGGAAAAGUGUUGAUUUUCCCAUGGGUGCGACAAAAGGAAUGGACAAUCCUGGAACUCUGUCAAACAGACUCAAUGGAAGCAAGACUGCAGUCCCUCAGCAAUAUAGCAAUGAUUCACCUUUUGCAAUCAGUUUCUCACUGUCAUCAAAACUAUGCAAGGAAAGAGGUUGGGUUUUUCAACAUUCUGACUGUGACUCUAAAGACCUAGAAUGGAAAGCACCGUAUGUCUGGGCAGUGGAAAGAUUACGAAUGGCAAAGAUCGAAAUCAGCAGCAUAGCAAUGAUAUUUAAUCAGGAAGGAGGCAUGGUGACUAAUAAAGAUGGAGAAAUACUACGCCAGUGGAAAUGGCCUGGAGAAGGGAAGCUUGAUGACCCAGUUAUUAUGCAGGUUAACAAGUGCAUCACAGUGAAGGUUGCAGGACGCUUUGCUGUUGGAUUGCUUUACAAGUGGCGACAUGAAAGCGUGCGUUUGUCUUUGUCACCGGUACGAGGUGUGGCUGGUCCACAGUUAGAAAACCUGAGCAAGAUAUUCACAGAAGUUAAUCUACCAUCCACAUCAGUAAAAGGAUUUUCUAAAACACAUGGCAAGAGGGAAGACGCAAAAAAAUCUCUUAAAAAAGAAGAGAGAAUACCUAGAAUUUCAGAAGGGGAUCUAAGCCGUGUCAAAGACUACAACCCUACCAGAGAAUUAAAAGCGCUGAGAUGUAAAAUCAAGAAUGUCCUAGAAGACUGGAUGGAAUAUUACCGGAUAGCCUUAGAAAUCAGCUCACCACACACACACAGAACCUCAGCCUUCCCUCGGAUUGCUGGCAGACGGUGCAAAACACAACAUGUGGAUGAUUUCCUUGGCUUUCAUACAGCACAGGGAAAAGAGAAUGACAGGGAGACAGAGACCCUUACACCAGGCAACCAUCCUCCUUUCCAGUCUGUUCCGUCUUGCGGCCCCACUCAAGGUGUGUCACCUGGUUCUUACAGAGACCCUCAUUUAUUGAGCAGCAUUUUCAGAACAAAUAAACCACCCAUGGCUCACCUUAAUAUAAAUGAUGACACACUCCAAACCUCUCACAAAGCAAAUGAAAAGGCAUCCACUGCAUCACACAGUGCCUGCCCUGUAGUCCUUCGAAGAACGAUGCUGGGAGAUGAAGUGAGGAUAUGCAGAUGCAGCAACCAUCAGAUUCCAUAUGUUACAGACCUGGAAUAUGAUCACAUUAUUAACAACCAGAUGUCUUCCUCAGAGCAGAUCACUGUGGUCUGUGUGACUACUUCAUUGAGAACGGCAGAUUACGACCCCAGAACAGAUAAGCACCUAGAACAGCUCUAUGAGAGAAAGAACAAGAACAGGAGUAUGCCAUGUACACAGGGUCGUCUGGACUCUUUUCGCCUGCUGAAAUACGAUAUUGGGUCUGCAGAUGAGUUUACAGGCCACUGUGGAUCACUACUGGUGAAAAGGCAUAAUAUUGCUCCUGGCAUGUUUUUGAUGUACAUUCGAGGAAAGCUGCUCUUUGCCAACUAUAUUUUCAAUGGAUACAGCAAAUCAGUGAAAGAUCUUCAAAAGCAGAUUGCCCUGACAAGGAACAAUUACAACAGGGGCUACUACUUACCCCCUGAUUAUAGACUGAGUUCUCUUGAAAACAGCCUGCAGAGUUACCCUGAACAUACUCAAGCAAGGAUUUCACACAAUAUUUCUAGUUGCAUUUGCUAUGCCAUGACAGGAGAGCAAGUCCCCAUGAUUGUGUGCUAUUCAGCUUAUACAAAGGAGCCACCUGCACUCAGGAACAACUCAACGGAUGAAGCCAGAUCCAAACUCAAAUUAUAAUUUUCCCCUGCAAACUCACCAUGAGCUGCAGAAGAUUAUUGUACAGGAGAAGAAGAAAAAGCCCAAGUAUGGACAUGAAGUAGGAGAAGAAGAACCUUGGAAAAAAAUAUUAGAGAUGGAUGGGUUUUUUUUUGCUUUUUUCUUAAAGUCUGAAAUGAAAAAUGGGACUUUUGGGAGGAAACUGAAUAUAUUUCUGUCUUUUGGGGUGAUGAGUGAAAUAUUUUUUAAAAAAAUAAUUACAUUAAAAUGUUAAUAGUAAAUUCAGGCUGCUGUAACUUUUCUAGUCCCCAGACUAGAAAGAAAUCAUAUUUGUGAUAACAGAAUUGUUACAUUUAUUUGACUCCACUACUGAACAAAGCAAUGCACUUUGGCCCGGAUUCCACUAAAGUGUUGUGCUGGUGGUAGCCAGCAGAAGUCAUGCUAGCACAAUACGGCUUCCUCCACUCUCAUCCUGUGUCCCCCAAUAGUUCUGGGCGAUCAGGAAACUGCCUCUGGAACAGCGCAUUAGGGGGAGGAGAGGGUAGAUUGUUCCAUGAGGCAAGCAGAAUUGCUUGCGCUAACGAAGUGACCAUAAUACCGUGAUGUUGAAUUCCUUGCUUUAUACUUGAUGUUGCAAACAUACUUGUAAAACUUGCAGAACACAGAGCAUUCUUAGGGUUUUGAUCCAAUCUGGGAAUCUGCCAACCAUAUUGCUGCUACAACGUAAUAGCAAGGCAUACCCUCCAUCAUUUCACAUUGUUCUGUGAACCGAUCUGAGACCUCCAGGGUAUAGGGCGGUAUAUAAAUUCAAUAAAUAAUAAUAAUAAUACAGUUAUUGCGGCUGUAUUCCUUGUGUGGAAGUCAACAGCUGCCGCUACCACCUUCCACAGUAGGGAAAAUCAGCUGUAGCAGUUACUCUAAUGGUGGUGGAAGUGCUGAAGUGAAAUACAUGAAAACACUUGUAGAUCAGACUGAACAUG